AAACUCGAAGUCCCGCCCCCUUUUGGUCAGAUCGUGCUCUCCGAUUGGUCUAAAGGAGACCGUGAAGAGUGACACCUCGAUCCACCUAUGAGGUGAAAGAAAGGUAGGAGCGGAGCAGAGCCGUAUAGAUCUACAUCCGUAGGUUAUAUAUCUAUACGGCUCUGGAGCGGAGUAGAAAAGACGAGAGAGAGGGGAAAAAUACACACGCUCACGAGUAACACUGGAGCCAUGAAGAGGUCAGUGUUCGUGGGGUUUGUCCUGUUUGCUCUCAUUCCUCUGAACGAGGCCGGCUGCUGGAAGGGCUUCCUCAAAGAGGGUGCGACUCAUUGUCAGGAUGGUGCGGAUAAGACCUGGCACCCUGUGGGAUCCUCCUGGACCAACAGCAGAUGUGAUCAGUGUGACUGUGACAGUACUUCAUUGACCUGCUGUUAUGGAAUGCCAAGAGUUAUGAACAUUGCCGAAGACUGCACCGUGGAGUACGAUUACGACACCUGCACAUUUAAAGUGUUCAAAAAGAGUGACCCAACGAUUGAGUGCCCUCAUGCUGCUGUUCUUAAGUGAUCAUCAAGAAAUGCAGUAAUUCAGUAUUCAGUAAUUCUUAAAAAUUCAGCAUUCUUAAAAAUCAAGCUUAAUAGAAGAGCAGGUACUCAGAUAUACACAUUCAUAAAAUAUUCAAGCAUUUAAGUAUAAGUAAAUAAGUAAUUUAAGCCAGUUAGUCCUGAUACACAAUAUAAAUAUAAGAACUCAUACACAUACAUAAAGAUGGAUUGUAAAGUACAGUCAUACUGAUAACCUUCAGACACUUUAAAAUACUGCAUAGCUAAUCUGGCUUAAAGAUAAUGCACUACAGCCUUAAACACUAAUAAUGAUUGCAGAUUUUUGACACAUUAAAAUGAUCCAUUUUCAUUCUG
Molecule: messenger RNA, 911 nt
Organism: Colossoma macropomum (tambaqui)
Lineage: Eukaryota; Metazoa; Chordata; Actinopteri; Characiformes; Serrasalmidae
Product: beta-microseminoprotein-like
Exons: 4
Coding region: 229-561 (110 amino acids)
Source: RefSeq, a predicted model, not a curated record